Messenger RNA from Bradysia coprophila, 2211 nucleotides. RefSeq names its product Alkaline phosphatase 12 (gene Alp12). NCBI's taxonomy places the organism in Eukaryota, Metazoa, Arthropoda, Insecta, Diptera, Sciaridae. The record is from RefSeq and is a predicted model, not a curated record. Gene Ontology annotation, biological process: dephosphorylation. Gene Ontology annotation, molecular function: alkaline phosphatase activity.
AGCAUUACGUCACAAUACCGAACUGAAAAGCUUAAUUGUUUUUCAUUGAUAGAUAAAUUAAGCGAACCGCUUGUUGGGACUACUAUAACAGCGAUUCAUUAAUUUGUAUCUCUCGGUAGUUAUUAGCCAUGUUAUAAUAAUAUCCAAUUAGUUAACACAUUCUAACAAACAUUAAAUGAGAUAAAAUUGGUUGCUGUUAAAAUAUUUUUGUUAUAGGUUCAGCCCGUAAGAUUAAGUACAGUUAGAUAAGAAUUUAUUCCACUCAGUUUUAAUACAGCUCGGUAUACUGUUGCAUUACCUCUCCGACGAUGUGAGAUGAUAAACAAGAAUCUUGUGUUUGACGCAACAGGCUAGCAUUGAACAAGAGAUCAGUGCUAUAAAAUAUGGAACUUGAGAAUAUGUCGUCACUCGAGCCGCGAAAAAGAAGAUCAAAAUCAUCUUUGACAUCUUAUGACAAUAAUUCUAUUAACGAAUUCAGCAAGAAUAACCGAAUUCUUGACAUAAUGAAAUCGAGACUGUUCAUCAGCAUUUUGAUUGUGUCGGUUGUGUUUAUUGUUUUGGCGUGUAUUGGUAUUGUUGUGAUUUACGAAAAGGAAAAUGAAGUCGUUGUGACUGUAGAGGCAUGGAAGGACGAUUUAUCCGACGAACAAGCCGAAUGGUUCGAUUCAGGUUUAAGUGAAUUAAAGGUGGCAUUAAGUGUAAAGCAAAAUAAAAGACGAGCGAAAAAUGUCGUACUAUUCGUUGGCGAUGGUAUGGGACAAUCAACGGUCACCGCAACUAGAAUACAUAAAUUUGGUGAACAAGGACUAUUGUCGUGGGAAAAAUUCCCACAUGUGGGACUAUUAAAAACGUACUGUUUCGAUAAACAGGUGCCGGAUUCUACAUCAACGGCGACAGCAUUGUUCGGCGGUGUAAAGACAAACUAUGAAACCGGUGGUGUCGAUUCAGGUGUCCCUUUAGCGAACUGUGAGGCUUCAUUAAAUGCGACACAUCAUGUAGACUCCAUUCUGCAGUGGGCGCAAGAUGAGGGAAUGAGUACCGGAUUCGUGACUACUACUCGUGUUAUGCAUGCAACACCAGCUGCAUUGUUUGCUCACACAGCCGAUCGCAGAUGGGAAUGUGAAGCAACUAUGCCCGAUAGCGUAAGGGCGAAAGGUUGUAAGGACAUUGCAAGACAGUUAGUGGAAAAUGUACCAGGCAAAAAUUUGAACGUCAUAAUGGGUGGUGGCCGGCAAUGUUUGGUAUCGAAUGUUACAGGAACUGCUGAUGACCCAAUAGAUACGUGGGGUUGCAUAUCGAUGGAUAGGCGAAAUUUAAUUGAGGAUUGGAAAAAGGAUAAGAUGAAGCGUGGAUUCCGCGCCUCUGUACUUCAAACUAAUAAUGAUUUGGAUAAGCUAGACACAGCCAACACUGAUUUCGUUUUAGGAAUUUUUGCCAACGGUCACAUGAGAUAUGACUAUGAGCGGAAAAACAGAUCGACUGGAAUGCCUUCAUUGAAGCAGAUGACAUUAGCAGCUGUAUCAGUUCUUUCGAAAAAUCAAAAAGGUUUCAUACUGGUAGUGGAAGGUGGUCUCAUCGAUCAGGCACAUCACAGGGGUUGGGCGAGAAAAGCUGUAUCAGAAACAUCAGCAAUGGAUGAAGCUGUAAAUGCCACAUUGGAUAUCCUUAAGCACGAAAUGGACGAGUCGUUGAUAAUUGUUACUGCCGAUCAUUCGCAUUCGUUAUCGAUAAAUGGAUAUGCUGGAAGAGGGCAAGACAUAUUCGGCAUAGCACAGAAAUCAAAAAUUGAUGGUAUUCCGUACACCACUCUAACUUACGCAACUGGAGGUCCAAACGGUUUUCAAGUAGAGAACGAUGAACACGGAAUGCCUCGUCGAAGAGACCCGACCACCCAGGACACAACAGCCUAUGAUUAUGUUCAACAAGUUGCCAUUUUAACUGAUGAAAAUGCACAUACCGGCAGCGAUGUAGCCGUUUAUGCUAUUGGUCCAAUGGCUCAUCUUAUCCAUAAAGUUCAUGAACAAUCAUAUAUUGCUCAUGUCAUAUCAUAUGCGGCCAGAAUUGGACGUUUCAGAGAUAAUCGAAUUGUACAAGCAAUUUUAGAUUUGUUUCAUUUAAACUAAGACGUUCCGUGUUUUUAAAAGUUAAAUAAAUUCCAUAGAUGAUACGCAAAUUGAAUGCUUUUGUGUUUUGUUUACAGAAGAGCUUUGU